UUUGUUUUGUUGGUGUAGUUUCGUUAAAAGAAACAUCGUCUUAAAAAUCUGUAUGUUAAGCUUUCGUGCAGUCGUGGUGUAUUUUAUAUAUAUAACAGGCUAAUGAGUUUCGAGUGUAUUUAACAACAGUAGUGUCGUGUGUAAAGACGAGGGUGAGACACAUUGUGAACUGAGCAAUGAUUUAUUUGUAACACAUUCUGCAUUUAACAUUAUUCAUCAGUCAUGUCAUCCAUAAAAGUUGAAUGUGUUAUUAAAGAACAGAAUGAAGUCGGUGAGAGUCCGGUCUGGGAGGAGAAGGACUCCACUUUGUUAUAUGUUGAUAUUCCCGGUAAAAAGGUCUGCCGGUGGAACUCACUGACCAAUCAAAUAGACAGUAUUGCCACAGAGAAACCUGUAGGCUCUGUGGUUCCGCGACAAGCAGGUGGUUACGUCAUCGCGGAGGGAACACGGUUUGCAUUUGUUGACUGGUUAAAACGCUCAAUUAAACCUGUCUCUAAUGUGGAUGACAGGGAAAAACCAAACACCCGCUUCAAUGAUGGAAAAGUAGAUCCAGCGGGGAGGUUUUUUGCAGGUACCAUGGGUUUGGACAUGAAGCCUGACGUGACGGAUGGUGCUCUAUACACCCUCCUUCCUGACCACUCUGUUGUCCAGCAGUUCGACAAAGUGCACCUCUCCAAUGGUUUGGACUGGUCACUGGACCACCGCGUCUUCUACUACAUCGACAGCCUGGCGUUUAUGGUGCAGGCCUUUGAUUAUGACAUCCAGUCUGGAGGGCUGUCUAACCACAGAAUGGUUUACAAGAUGGAGAAAGAUGAAGGCAUACCAGACGGUAUGUGCAUAGACACAGAGGGAAAGCUGUGGGUUGCCUGCUUCAACGCAGGAAGAGUGCUGCGUAUCGACCCACAAACAGGCACACGGCUGCAGACAGUGAAGCUACCAGCCGAGAAAACCACUUCGUGCUGUUUCGGAGGGAAAGACUACAGUGAUCUCUACGUCACGUCAGCUUACACAGGCAUGGAUGCAGAUUCCCUGGCAAAGCAUCCUGAAGCUGGCUGCACAUUUAAGGUGUCUGGUUUAGGAGUGAAGGGCAUCCCACCAUUCUCAUACGCUGGAUGAACUCCAAGAUUAAAGCGAUUGUUAAUGGAAGUGCCACGAAUGUUUAGCAUUUACGGUACAACAGUGUUCUAAUCAUGCAGUUAUACUCACACGUCAUAUAAUUUUAGAAAAUCUUAGCUCAUUCCAGAUGAUUUUUAUCGUAUUUGACAUUUCUAAUAUUAAUCUAAUCUAAUAUUAGAUGUAAAGAUGCAAUUAAAGGUGGAAUAAUAUAUAUAUUUUAAUUUACUUUAUUUACAUUAACUACACAAAGAGCAUUCUGUGAGUUUGCACACAUUUUUGGAUUUUUUUGGGGUAAUUUAGUGUAACUUGUAAUAUAUAUUAACCUCAAAUGUGAUGUUGGUUUGGCUCUGCUGUUGAAGUGAGUCAGAUAACCAGGAUUUUGAAAAUGUAUGUAAUUAGAAUAUAUUUUUUCUUGUAUUAAGUCAAAUGGAAAACCAUUCACAACCUGUUUUACAUCCAUAAUCUGUAUUUCAGAGUAAAACGAAGAGCAUGACUUAAUUUUGACUUGACUUGACAUGACUUAACUGAGAAUUGAUAGCAUCAUAAAAGGCGUUAUAUACCAGAAUGGUGCUUGGGAGGAAGAGGCUGAAACGAAUGAGGGAUUUGUGUCAUUUCAGACGGGGUGAAUGGGGUCAGUUUCUUGUCGAAGGAUGCUAAGUAAACCUACAGGGUUUGGUGCAAAGGUUGAAUAGAAUGAUUCAUUUUCUGUGUUGGUUCCCUGUAUUUGUGAAACUUGCAUAACUUGAAAUAAUAAGAUAAAAAAUUUUCAAAUUAAAUGAUCUUAUUUCAAAAGUUUAAA
This is a messenger RNA of Puntigrus tetrazona (Sumatra barb), 1915 nucleotides long. RefSeq names its product regucalcin (gene rgn). Lineage: Eukaryota; Metazoa; Chordata; Actinopteri; Cypriniformes; Cyprinidae. Gene Ontology annotation, molecular function: enzyme regulator activity; calcium ion binding; gluconolactonase activity. Gene Ontology annotation, biological process: L-ascorbic acid biosynthetic process. The record is from RefSeq and is a predicted model, not a curated record. The transcript is spliced from 7 exons. Bases 223 to 1116 code for a protein of 297 amino acids.